GGGGACCCCCUGGGGCUGGGCUGCCCCCCCCAGACUCACCUCCCCAAGCAAUAAGGACCCUCCCCUCUCCUGACCCUCCUCCUGGCUGGAACAGCAAGGUUUUGACUUCCAAGUCUGCAGUUGGAGGAAGCAGAGCCUCCAGCUGGCCUCUUUCUCUCUCUCUCUCUCCCCCUCUCUCUGUCUCUGUCUCCGGAUCUCUGGCCGCCCCCAUGGGGACUUUUGAUCUCUGGACUGACUAUCUGGGCCUGGCCCGCCUGGUGGGGGCCCUGUGUGGCAGAGAGGAAGGAGAAGUGGGAGAGGAGGAAGAAUUUGAGGAGGAGGAGUUGGAAUUGGAUCUAGAAGACGAGCCGGCGGUCAGAGUGGACCCCCAGCCGGAUCUGGUCCCCGGCCCCUCGGCGGUGGCGGUGGGGACAGGGGGUGCGGUGGGCACUCUGGACCCCGGGCCCCCCGCCCCGGCCGCGACCCCCACGUCCCCCGAGCUGCUGUGCUCCUUCUGCAAACACAACGGCGAGUCCCGCGCCAUAUACCAGUCCCACGUGCUCAAGGACGAGGCGGGCCGUGUGCUCUGCCCCAUCCUGCGUGACUACGUGUGCCCUCAGUGCGGGGCCACCCGCGAGCGUGCCCACACCCGCCGCUUCUGCCCACUCACCGGCCAGGGCUACACGUCUGUCUACAGCUAUACCACCCGCAACUCUGCCGGCCGACGCCUCGCCCGCCCCGGGGACAAGGCCCGCCCAGCCGCUGCUGCUGAGUCUGGACACCACCGUCGGGGAGCUGGUGGCACCCCAGGAGCGGCACCCGGUUCCAGGGCCGCCGUGAAGCCGCCGGGACCCCCGCCGUCUGCCUGCUGCCCGUCCACUUCCACCUAGGAGCCCCGCCGUGCCCGAGGAUGGACACACACCGGCACUCAAUAAAUGCUGAUGAACGAAUGGUCCAGCCGGGCGAGUGGCCUUUGGGUGCCGGGGAGAGUGGGGGUCCAGGAGGGGCGAACCACUGCCACCCCACCGUGUGUCCCACAGAGCCCCUCCAAAAAAACUAGUGCCUCGCUGCCGAGUCGGUUUUGGGGUGCCGUGGGCUCGUUUCUGUGACACCUGUUGGUGUUGGUGUAGUCCUUGGGGUGCGGGGGGGCCUGUUUCCAAAAGGAUUGGGGAGCUGGUUUGACGGCGGCCUCAGAGGUGGGCGGUCGGAUGCAGCCCCCAUUUCCCCAGCAGCCUCCCUCAGGGGACCCUCAGUGCAGCCGUCGAAUGUCCCAGAACUGGGGGACCCUCAGCUGGGCCUUUCAGGUGCUGCCCGGAACCCCCAAACCAGAGAACAGGUCCUUGGGAAAUUCACUGCAACUCUUUGGGGGGAAAAAAAAUUUUUUUUUUUAAUUUUGUCUUUACAAUUCACAGCUUUACUUUCACAAGGGGAGACCAGGGGAUCGAACCUGGGGCCU
This is a messenger RNA of Erinaceus europaeus (western European hedgehog), 1435 nucleotides long. RefSeq names its product nanos C2HC-type zinc finger 3 (gene NANOS3). Gene Ontology annotation, biological process: oogenesis; negative regulation of translation. The record is from RefSeq and is a predicted model, not a curated record. Gene Ontology annotation, cellular component: perinuclear region of cytoplasm. NCBI's taxonomy places the organism in Eukaryota, Metazoa, Chordata, Mammalia, Eulipotyphla, Erinaceidae. The coding region runs from base 210 to 869 and encodes 219 amino acids. Gene Ontology annotation, molecular function: zinc ion binding; mRNA binding. The transcript is spliced from 2 exons.